AUUCCAAGUUUUUUCUCUUAUCAGAUUCUGGAAAAUCCUCAUUAUCAUCAUCACAACAAAGAAGAACGAAGAGAAGAGUUUGAUUCUUUCCAAUUCCUAAGAAAUGUCUCUCUCUGCUGCCGCUUCGUCUUCUACUGCAAUCUCUGCUCGGACCUUCUCCUCUGACCUCAAAGCUCCGCAGCUAGGUUCGUUUCGCGUGCCGAACCAGGCGGUGACGUUUUCGCAGAGGUGGAGCUCGGUGAAGGCUGUGAAUGCUCAGCCCAAGAGGAGCGAUUCGAUUGUGCCGCUUGCGGCCACGAUUGUUGCGCCUGAGGAGGUUGAGAAAGUGGAGGUGGAGGACUAUGUGAAAUUGGCUAACGAGCUUGGGAGUGCUUCUCCUCUUGAGAUCAUGGACAAGGCUCUUGAGAAAUUCGGCAACGACAUUGCUAUUGCCUUCAGUGGAGCUGAGGAUGUUGCUUUGAUUGAGUACGCACAUUUGACCGGUAGACCCUACAGGGUGUUCAGUUUGGAUACUGGGAGGCUGAACCCAGAAACAUAUCAGUUCUUUGACACAGUUGAGAAGCACUAUGGUAUCCACAUUGAAUACAUGUUUCCUGAUUCUGUGGAAGUUCAGGCAUUAGUAAGGAGCAAAGGGCUUUUCUCUUUCUAUGAGGAUGGACACCAGGAAUGCUGCCGUGUGAGGAAGGUGAGGCCCCUCCGAAGAGCCCUCAAGGGUCUUCGUGCUUGGAUCACUGGCCAAAGGAAAGAUCAAUCUCCAGGUACCAGGUCUGAAGUUCCUGUUGUCCAGGUUGACCCCGUUUUUGAGGGUUUGGAUGGUGGAGCUGGCAGCCUGGUGAAGUGGAACCCAGUUGCUAAUGUCGAGGGUGUUGAUGUAUGGAACUUCCUUCGUGCCAUGAACGUGCCUGUGAAUUCACUGCACUCCCAGGGAUACAUUUCAAUUGGUUGUGAGCCAUGCACAAGGUCAGUCCUACCGGGACAACAUGAGAGAGAAGGAAGGUGGUGGUGGGAGGAUGCCAAGGCAAAGGAGUGUGGUCUUCACAAAGGCAAUCUCAAACAGGAAGAUGGUCAAGCAAAUGGCAAUGGAAAUGGAGCUGCCAAUCCCAACGGAACAGCCACACCUGACAUUUUCACUUCCCAGAAUUUGGUCACCUUAAGCAGGCCUGGAAUAGAGAAUUUGGCAAGACUUGAGAACCGGCAAGAACCUUGGAUUGUAGUACUCUAUGCGCCUUGGUGCCAAUUCUGUCAGGCAAUGGAAGCAUCAUACGAUGAGUUGGCCAACAAGUUGGCAGGGAGUGGUGUGAAGGUAGGAAAGUUCAGAGCAGAUGGUGAGCAAAAGGAGUAUGCCCAGAAAGAACUUCAACUCGGAAGCUUCCCUACAAUACUUUUCUUCCCGAAACACUCUUCUCGGCCAAUCAAGUACCCAUCAGAGAAGAGGGAUGUUGAUUCGCUGAUGGCUUUCAUCAAUGCCCUUCGGUAAUGGAACUUUUGAAAUGCUUAUAGAAACUAGUCUAGUAAUUUCAAAACUCAGAAGUUCAAGCUCCAAGCCAUCUCUUCAUGCCUCAAAGGGGAAGUCAACAUUCAGUUGGCAAACCAGCCAGAGUCAAAAGAUAAAGCUUCAUUGAUUCUUCUUAGAAUCGAUGUUUAGAAAUUGUAUCAUGUUUAUGUUUUGUAUCGUGGGUGCACUGUAUUUACCGUGUAUUCUCACCUGAAGUCACAGUCCCUUUGGGACAGAUAGGUCUUGUGCUGUUUAGGGUAGAGAUCGUCUUGUAUGAGUCAGUUUUGAAUGUUGAAUUGGAAAUUAUGUUUCUUGUUCAAUGUAUCAUAUUUCAGAGUAUUCACUUC
Molecule: messenger RNA, 1842 nt
Organism: Rosa chinensis
Lineage: Eukaryota; Viridiplantae; Streptophyta; Magnoliopsida; Rosales; Rosaceae
Product: 5'-adenylylsulfate reductase 3, chloroplastic
Exons: 4
Coding region: 104-1477 (457 amino acids)
Molecular function (GO): phosphoadenylyl-sulfate reductase (thioredoxin) activity
Source: RefSeq, a predicted model, not a curated record